Molecule: messenger RNA, 873 nt
Organism: Hibiscus syriacus
Lineage: Eukaryota; Viridiplantae; Streptophyta; Magnoliopsida; Malvales; Malvaceae
Product: kinesin-like protein KIN-7H
Exons: 7
Coding region: 1-873 (290 amino acids)
Biological process (GO): microtubule-based movement
Molecular function (GO): microtubule motor activity; microtubule binding; ATP binding
Source: RefSeq, a predicted model, not a curated record
AUGUGUUUCAGAAAGGCUUCAACUACUUCAGCAUCUGAUCAGGUUUCCAUUAGAUUAAGGCCACUGAAUGAUAAAGCAAGGAAUCAUAUAUGUGAUUGGGAAUGCCCUAACAAUCACACCAUCGUUUUCAAGCAUAGUUUGCCAGAACGCUCCGUGUUCCCUUCAGCCUACACAUUUGACAGACUAUUUGACAGUGAAUGUGAUACAACUCAAGUGUACGAGGAAGGAGCUAAACAUAUUGCGCUCUUAGUACUCGAGGGAAUCAAUUCAAGCAUAUUUGCAUAUGGGAAAACAAGCAGUGGAAAGACGUAUACAAUGAGGAGUAUCACUGAAUAUGCAGUAUCGAAUAUAUACGACUACAUCGAGAACAAUGGGGAAAGAGAUUUUUUGGUGAAAUUAUGUGCCAUGGAAAUAUACAAUGAAGCCGUGAGAGACCUCAUUAGCCCUGAUAGCUACCCACUAAGAGUGCUAGAUGAUCCAGAGAGGGGAACCAUUGUAGAGAAACUAAUUGAGGUGACUCUAAGAAACAGGGAACAUCUUCACGAGCUACUUGCAAUCUGUGAAGAAAAUUUGCUUGUUUAUCCACCAGAACAUGUUAUCUUUGGAGACUAUGUCUAUGAGUUAUGUGAUGAGGAGACGAUAAGAAAGAUUCUAGGAGCUCCCGAGAGAGAUGGCGGUGACCUACACUGUCGGCCGAAGCGGGGACCGACGAUGAGAGGCGAUGAACGGGUUUCUCAUUCUUCACGUCGAAUAGGGACUGAAUUCGGUGGUCUGACGGUUGGGGACGGGUCAUGGGAGGGCGCUGGUUCGAUUAGUGGUGUCGGUGCACGACAACGACAAUCAGAGCGGGGUAAAUCGCCUGAGCAAACUUGA